Talaromyces atroroseus is the source of this 1614-nucleotide messenger RNA. RefSeq lists its product as hypothetical. The transcript is spliced from 2 exons. Lineage: Eukaryota; Fungi; Ascomycota; Eurotiomycetes; Eurotiales; Trichocomaceae. The record is from RefSeq and is a predicted model, not a curated record. The coding region runs from base 1 to 1614 and encodes 537 amino acids. Gene Ontology annotation, molecular function: oxidoreductase activity, acting on CH-OH group of donors; flavin adenine dinucleotide binding.
AUGAAGUGCUUCCGAGCAGGAGUCCUCGGGGCCCUUAUUGCCACAGCAACAGCAUCCACAAUCCAAAACGGCACAUACGACUACAUUGUCGUCGGCGGUGGUCCGGCCGGUAUCAUUACUGCUGAACGCUUUAUCGAAGCCGGCAAGAAGGUCCUCCUUCUAGAGCGUGGUGUUGGUCCUACUGUUGCAACAGGUGACACGCAGACCUUAUCAUGGAACGACACACUCACUGCCGUCGACGUCCCUGGUCUCUCAGCCAGCCUAGGCGAAACAGAUGUCUUCAGCCAGGAUCUCUGCACUGAUACCGCUGGAACAGCAGCCUGUGUCCUCGGUGGUGGUGUCACCGUGAACUACAUGGUUUUCGUCCAUCCUCCUGCCCAUGAUUUUGAUGAUAAAUGGCCUCUGGGAUGGAAAUGGCAUGACGUCUCCUCUGCUGCAGACCGUCUGUACGCGCGCAACCCCGGUACUAUCUUGCCUUCUGCCGACGGCAAGCGAUACGACCAGGGUGCCUACAAUGUCUUCUCAAGCUUUUUUGCCAAGCUCGGCUGGACCUCAGUUGAUAUGAUCACCCAGCCCGACGAGAAGUACCAGGUCUACAGCUACCCAGCCUGGAAUAUCAAGGACCAGAAACGCGCUGGCCCAGUGCGCACAUACCUGCCGCUCGCAGAAGAGAGCCCUAAUUUCACCCUCAGCAUGUCCACAAAAGUCAACCGCCUCGUGCGCUGCGGCAGCAACGUCACCGGCGUCGAGCUUGACGUUAACGGAACCUCGGAAAUCGUAACUGUCGCCCCUAACGGUCGUGUAGUGCUUGCUGCCGGUACUAUGUCCACUCCUCGCAUCCUCUUUAACUCUGGUAUUGGGCCCAAGUCGCAAAUCGAGAUUGCUCAGGAAAGCGGUGUCACUCUUCCUCCCUCCAAUGAAUGGAUUUAUCUCCCGGUCGGCUAUAACUUCAAGGACCACGACAUUUUUUCCAUCAUCGUCGAGACGAACGGUACUUUCUCGCCACUCAAUGGCACUAACGUCUAUGAUGGUGCUGAUACGCACGAUAUUGAUCAAUACGAGGAUACAAACAGCGGUGUACUGACCCAAGGCAAGCAUCGCAUGAUCUUUUUUAGUUCCAAUGUUGCCUCUGACGGCCAUAAACGUUACUUCCAGGGCUCAUGUGCGCCCACUGGCCCCGGAGAGAUUACCAUCACCACCUACAUGACCCAUGGCCUCACCUCGAGCGGUGUAUUGGGUCUGGACGUCAACGGUAGUACGGUAGUUGAGAAAUCCCCUUACAUGCAGACCGACGGUGACCGCGAGGCUGCUACCGAGUUCAUCAGCAGUCUGGUCGCUGACUUUACCAGCCCGUCUUCUGGCUUUUCGUUGAGCACGUAUACAAAUACCUCAGCUAUUUUGGGCUCGCUUACAAGUGGUAUUCAUUAUGUCGGUACCGCCAAGAUGGGUCCUGAUGAUGGUACUUCGGUUGUUGACAUCAAUACUAAGGUUUACGGAACUGAUAACCUGUUCGUCGUCGACGGUAGUAUCCACCCCGAUCUUCCCACUGGUAACAUCCAGGCCACCAUUAUGAUUGUUGCCGAGGCCGCAGCUGCAAGGAUCUUGAGCAUAUAA